AUAAUAUGGCAAAUUGACACGGCCAUUUUUUUUUUUUAAGAAUUUAUUCAUCGCAUUUUAUUCCCGGAAAGUCAUUUUCUCAUUCAGAUUAAAUUUUUAGUCAUUUUUUUUACCGUCAAGUCAAAUCGCUUACGGCGAAACCCGUUUCGACGAUCACGUCGUGGAUUCCCAUUGAAUUGCCAAUGAGGUGCCAUAAAAACAAGAAACCCAAGUAACCUCUAAGGACACACACACGAUGCUGGCGAGAGCACUGUAUCGAAGACUUCCGCUUCAUUCGGCUUCUUGGACAGUUCUUCGUUCUCCGAUUUCGGCUCUCAGCACCGUAGCAAGAGGCGGACCACGAGUAUUAUUGCGCAGCACGAUACUUGUCCAGGACGGAUCGCUGGUCCACGAGUUGCCGGUGAUGGUCAGAAGGCCGAAGGACUUGUUGCUGCAGGAUGAAAAGGGUGAGAGACUCAGCAGCCGGAGUAACAUGACGAAGAAGUCGAAGAGCGAAGGUCGCCGAGGACCGAGUCGAAGGAUAAACAUCGAGACGGAUGAGGGAACGGCGAUCCUGUUCGGAUCGGACCUCGAUUUCCUCAAGGAAGCUAACGUCGAGCAACUCCUUGCCGGCCUCGAGUCAUGCUACACGCCGAAAGGGGUCUUCUCGCUCCUGGAGACGAUAAUAGUAGAAGAGAUAAACUCGAUGGUCGCCGUCCAGGCGCUUCGAAAGAUAAUCGAGCUCGAAAAUUCCCCGCGAAAUGGAAGCAGAGCGAGCCCAACCUGCAACCGCGAAUGCGUCCUUGGCCAGGUGGUCGAAAUGAUUGCCGGGACUCAGGACGGUGACACGCUCCUUGAAGCACUCGAUCUUCUAGCCAGGGACACUAUCAGUCCACCGGUGAACCGGUUGCGGGAUCGUCUCUGCGACGAGGUCGCGUCCAGAAUCGCUGACAACGAGAUGAGUGUCGCCCAGAUCGUCGAGGCGGUUCGGGUUAUGACCAAAUUCAGGAACCUCGAGUACCAGGAAGUCGUCGAUUCUUUAUGGGUCGGUCUCGCAGCUAGAGAGAGCGAGGUCUCAGCUGAGGACCUGGUCCCGCUCUUCAGGUCUCUUCACUCGUUCAAGAAGAGCAGAAGGUUCGUUCACGCCGUUCUUGACCGCAGACUUGAACGCCAUUUGAGGCUGCUCACGGGCCGACAGAUCGCUGACAUUCUCAACGCUUUGGCCAACGCGGCCAUCGAGUCUCCUGAGACUCUUAGAUUGGCUAACAAGUGGGCUGCGACCAAGGCGAACACCGUCAACGAGCAGGAUCUACUGGACCUCGUCCGCACUUGGACGGUUACUCGCAACGUCGAUCCAGCCGUCGAAAAAAUGAUGGAGACUCAUUUCGAGACGAGGCUGGGCAAGGCCAAGGCGAAGGAGGUGCAGCCAUCAUCGAUGCAUGAGUAUUUUCGUAGCGCGUGUUCGGUCCUUUUGGGGUCUUGGGUUCGCUGGUUCCGAAUUUGAAAGCAAGAUUGCGUCAUUGCUAAUGGGAUAGAAAGAACGUAGUCGAGGACACGGAUUCAAGGUACUAGAAAACGUCCAACACGCGCUGCGAAAGUGCGUAUCUACAAGUGUGACAGUAAAAACUUUCGAGUGGCUCGAUUCACUCAAUUAGAAAUCAGUUGGAAAUCACUAGAAAUCAGUGAAUUUCAAGCUAUUUGUUAAUAUUAGACAUCAUUUGGAAAUCAACGAGAAGUUGGUGAACCUUGAA
Molecule: messenger RNA, 1730 nt
Organism: Diprion similis
Lineage: Eukaryota; Metazoa; Arthropoda; Insecta; Hymenoptera; Diprionidae
Exons: 1
Coding region: 236-1483 (415 amino acids)
Source: RefSeq, a predicted model, not a curated record